Molecule: messenger RNA, 5181 nt
Organism: Clupea harengus (Atlantic herring)
Lineage: Eukaryota; Metazoa; Chordata; Actinopteri; Clupeiformes; Clupeidae
Product: zinc finger protein GLI2
Biological process (GO): regulation of transcription by RNA polymerase II; smoothened signaling pathway
Cellular component (GO): nucleus
Molecular function (GO): RNA polymerase II cis-regulatory region sequence-specific DNA binding; DNA-binding transcription factor activity, RNA polymerase II-specific
Source: RefSeq, a predicted model, not a curated record
AUCUCAAUACAGCACGUCCGAGUAGGGACCGACAGUUAAAACUGCUGUCCUGACUCCGCACACCCGCGUCAGUGGUGUUUAAACUGCAAUGAGAUUAUCUGUUUGGACCCGAGGAAGCUUGCGUUCACAACUCGACUCAUUGAUUAGGUGAUGGAUUGUGAAAGUUAGCGAAACGCACGAACUCUUUAGGUGAACUUUCGGAAUGAUCCGCACGGGAGAAGUUGUGGCGAGUGGCAAUGCUCACUGGUCUCUCUUAGCUACAAUGUCAGUUUAACUUUUAGAUGGAUUAUUAUAAUCACGUUCCGGAAAAUCGGUGUCUUGUGUUCCAUUGCCCGACAAAGUUUCUCCUGAAGAAAUCGUUCACUCGACUUGCGCCGCAGUGAGAGGAUCCACUGGACGGUCUAAACUGAGAGACCUAAGGUCACGCCAAUCUUAAUACCGUCACAAAGUCCCAGUCCUGGUCUCUCAUCCUCCUGUCCCACCAUCACCAUGGAGACCAACACAGCCUCAGAGAAAGAGAAGAGGGAGUGUAAGCCCUCCAUCUUGGACGGACACAGCUUCAGCGACCUGCCCAAGAAGCCCUCACCUACAGUGACCCGAGCCCCCCAGCACAUGUUCCCGACGUUCCACACUCCCAUUCCGAUCGACAUGCGUCACCACGAGGGCCGCUACCACUACGAGCCCCACGCCCUCCAUGCCAUGCACGGUGGCCCCGGUCUGGCUGGCAGUCCCGUCCUCUCGGACAUCUCCCUGAUCCGCCUGUCUCCCAGCGGGGUGGAGCCUGCCUUUGCGCCCCCGCACCCCUACGUGAGCCCCCACAUGGAGCACUACCUGCGCUCCGUGCACAGCAGCCCCACCCUCUCCAUGAUCUCCGCCGCACGCGGACUCAGCCCCGCAGAGGUGGCCCACGAACACUUGAAGGAGCGCGGGCUCUUCGGCCUGCCCCCCCCUCCGGGGGCAAACCCGGCCGAGUACUACCACCUGAUGGCCAGCCACCGGAACCCCUACGGGGAGCUCCUGAUGCAGAGCGCGGGGUCAGCCGCCGCCCACCUGCCCGACUACAUCAGCCCUGUGGACGUGUCUCGGUUCUCCAGCCCUCGCCUGACCCCUCGUCUGAGCCGCAAGAGAGCCCUGUCCAUCUCGCCCCUCUCGGACGCCAGCAUCGACCUGCAGACCAUGAUCCGCACCUCGCCCAACUCCCUGGUGGCAUACAUCAACAACUCCCGCUCCAGCUCCGCCGCCAGCAGCUCCUACGGGCACCUCUCUGUCGGGGGCAUCAGUCCAUCCUUCGCCUUCCCCCACCACAUCAACCCCAUGGCGUACCAGCAGCUCCUGUCCCAGCAGAGGGGCCUGGGCACGUUCGGGCACAACCCGCCUCUCAUCCAGCCCCCGCCCACCUUCUCCGCCCGUCAGCACCACGCCCUGGGCAUCUCCGCCCUGCAAACCUCUGCCCUCCACAGCGACUCGGAGGCCAAGAACAUGAGUGGCGACUCGGCCGUCAGCAGUACCGUAAACCCCCUGAUCACCAAAAGGUCAAAGGUGAAGUCGGAGGUGGAGUGUCCUCGGCCCUUGUCCCCCUGCUCGCCGGACCAUCUGGGUGGGAUGCUGGACCUGAAGGAGGACCUGGACAAGGAUGAAUGCAAGCAGGAGCCGGAGGUGGUGUACGAGACCAACUGCCACUGGGAGGGCUGCUCCAAGGAGUACGACACCCAGGAACAGCUGGUCCAUCACAUCAAUAACGAGCACAUCCACGGGGAGAAGAAGGAGUUUGUGUGUCGCUGGGAGGAGUGUUCCCGGGAGCAGAAGCCCUUUAAGGCCCAGUACAUGCUGGUGGUGCACAUGAGGAGACACACAGGGGAGAAACCACACAGGUGCACUUUUGAGGGUUGCCCUAAAGCCUACUCCCGCCUGGAGAACCUGAAGACCCACCUGCGCUCCCACACCGGGGAGAAGCCCUACGUGUGUGAGCACGAGGGCUGCAACAAGGCCUUCUCCAACGCCUCGGACCGAGCCAAACACCAGAACCGCACACACUCCAACGAGAAACCGUACGUGUGUAAGAUCCCCGGCUGCACCAAGCGCUACACGGACCCCAGCUCUCUCAGGAAGCACGUGAAGACCGUCCACGGCCCCGAGGCCCACGUGACCAAGAAGCAACGCAACGACGUGCCCCGUCCACCGCCGCACCACGAGAACGGCGAGAACGAGGCUAGCUCCAAACAGACGGGGGGACGCGGCGGAGGAGACACAGAGGGAGGCAACGGCACCCCCAGAGGCAUGGAUGACUACCUGCAGGUCAAGUCUAUUAAGACGGAGAACUCUGUGAUGUAUCAGUCCAGCCCUGGCGGUCAGUCAUCAUGCAGCAGUGAGCCGUCGCCACUUGGCAGUGCCACCAACCAUGACAGUGGAGUAGAGAUGGUACUGCACAGCGGGGGCAGUGCGGGCGACCUGAGCGCCCUCGACGAGCCCUCGCCCGACGUGGACUCCUCCCCCGCCUCCGCUGGCACCCUGUCGGUCGGCCUCCACCUCCGCAAGUACACCUGCGCCACACUCAAACUGGAACACCUCAAGAAGGAGAAGCUGAAGACGGUGAGGGACUCCUGCCCCUGGGCCGGCAUGUCACCCCAGGCCCGCAACGCCAAGCUGCCGCCCCUGUCAACCAGCGGAUCCAUCAUGGAAAGUUCCGGCAGCAGUGUCCCCCCCGGACAGAUCAUGGGCCCCCGACUUAGCGACCUUUGCCCCGGUGAGGUGACCGUCCUGAGCCGUCUGAACGAGCGGCGCGACAGCACCAGCAGCACCAUCAGCUCGGCGUUCAACCUGAGCCGCCGCUCGUCUGGCUUCUCCCAGUGCUACUCGAGUCGCCGGUCCAGCGGAGCGUCGCAGUUCGGCAGCAGCAGCGCCGGCGGCGGGCGCCUCAACAACCUCAGCUCGGCCGACUCCUACGACCCCAUCUCCGCUGACCUGUCGCGCCGUUCCAGCGAGUCCAGCCAGGGGGCGCCAGUGUUCCUCAGCCUCACCCCCGCCCAGCACUACCGCCUCAAGGCCAAGUACGCCGCCGCCACGGGGGGCGCCCCGCCGACCCCGCUGCCCAACAUGGAGCGCAUGAGCCUCAAGAACCGCGUGGCGCUGAUGGGGGACCCCGGCGAGUCAUCCGUGAGGGGGUACCCCUUCGGCCACGCGCCCUCGGUGCCCAGGCGCUGCAGCGAUAGCGGCUACGCUAACGCGAGCAUGAUGCCGCACGAGGCGCCGGAACGGCUACCAAGAAGGGCCAGUGACCCCGUGAGACGGGCAGGGCUGGAGCCUCUGGCGCCGCCCCCUCAGCGCUUCAACAGCUUGAGUCACAUGGCCCCCCAGCAGCCAAUGGGGGUAGCCGAGCGCCAUCAACUGAACUUGCAGGGGUACAUGCAUUCAGAUGGUAACGGUAACCUCGGUAACGGUAACCAAUGCACGCCCUACGCUCCCCGCCCCCCCAGCAUCACUGAGAACGUUGCCAUGGAGACCCUGGCCUGCAACCAAAACGGCGGCGAGGAUGAGCUGAUGCUGCCGGAUGACGUGGUGCAGUACAUCACAUCCCAGCCGACCCAGAACACCCCGAUGACCGGUUUCGCCCAUCAGACGCAGGAUUUCCACGGAAACCAACUCCCCCAGAAGCAGCCACCUCAGCAACAGCAGCAGCAACAGCAGCAGCAACAGCAGCCAUGUUUCUACCAGAGAAGAAUGGCCAUGGUGGAUGCCAACAUGAACAUAAGCCCUGCCAGACAGGCCCCGCUCUCUCACACGACCCCACAUGGCACACAGGGGCAGCAGGGGCAUCCGCCGUCGCCGGGCUCGGGCAGAACCAGCCUGCCGGUGCAGUGGAACGAGGUCAGCUCCGGCUCCGGAUCGGCAGACGCUUCUCCCGGCCAACCCAAACAGAGCUUCGCCAGGGAGCGGGAGAACCUGGCCGCCGUCCAGCAAAAACACAACCUGGGCCUCUGCCAGAACCUGAGCCCAAACCAGCAGGUCCGACCAAUGAGCCAGAACCUGCCCCACCACCACCACCACCACCAAGGCUUCAGCACACAGAGGGGCGGCGUUGAGUUCGGGUCCCAGAGGGGGAACUGCAUCCAGGCACAGAGGCAGCAGCAGCAGCAGCAGCAGCCGGCGGACAACCACAACGAACAGGUUCGGCUCCAGCACGACUACAGGGCCCUGGUCUCGGGCGACGUGAACGGCAACGCCACACAGUACCCGCCCUACGGACCUCUGGCAGGAAGUACGGCAGGUUUAGUGGGCACGGGCAGCGCGAGGCUGAGUCAGCAGCCCUCAGACGUGCAGAAUAACAGGUUAAGGACUCAGCCUGUGGCGAGGCAGGGCUGUGUCACUUUUGAAACUAAUCAGGAAAAUUAUUCCCAGAUGAACCUCAACCAAAAGAAUUACGGCACGCCAGCCCAGCUUCCUCUGCUGCACGGAAAUCAGGGGGUUGUGCAGCCAAGGCCGCCCACAGAACCCAAAACCUCCAGCCAGCGACUUUCAGGGCCAAACACAACGCAGCAACCUGGCUUCCCACAGUCGGCCUUCAGUCCCGGUUACAGCUCCUCCGAAGCCAGCCCCAAAAAGCCCAGCGCGACGACCCACGGCGUGACGGACGGCGACAACAACAACGCCCUGUUCUACACUGGGCAGAUCCACGUGUUUGAGUCGGACAACCUGAACCUGCAAAUGACUUCCUGCACGAGGGACAACGCCGUCGACUCACUGGUCGUUACCAUGGCUUCUCCGGGGACCAAUCAGGUGUCGAGUACGGUGGACUCCACCCACGAAGCGGAGCAGCCUCAGAUUGACUUCGACACGCUGCUCGACGACGGCGACAACGCCAGCCUCAUGUCUGGCACCAUUAGCCCCAGUAUCCUCCGGAGCGUAUCCCAGAGUUCCUCUCGCCUCACCACGCCCCGCAACUCCGUCACGCUGCCCUCGGUCCCGGCGGGAGUCGGCAACAUGGCCAUCGGAGACAUGAGCUCCAUGCUGUCGGCCCUGGCCGAGGAGAGCAAAUUCCUCAACAUGAUGUCUUAACAGCCUCACAUAAUCACACAAGCACACACACACACACACACAAGCAGGAGGAGGUGGAAUGACAAACAUGUGGCCGCCUGCCACCUAUUACUUCUGAACUAUGACCUCUGUGCACUGACUGUCGUUUGA